AAUUUAGAUCACCUAAGAAUAAGAUGGCCGCUAUCUCGUGUUGUAAAACUGAUUAUCAAGAGUUAAACUGCACCACUAGGGCCUCCAUUAAAAAUGUUCUAGGGAAGAAUAAUCUGAAGUUUGAGAAAGGAAGAGCAUUCUACCAACUCAUGAAACCUGAAAUUAUUCAGGAUUAUAAAGAAGUGAUUGUUCGCCGGAAAAUUGAUGGAAACCUAAUUUCUGGAGAAAAGGUUAGAGAUUUGUUGGAGAUACCCUUGACCAAUCCCAAAAAGUUCAAGUUUGAUGUGUCUACAGUGCCUGAUUUUGAUGUAUUUAUUCAGAGCACUUCACAUAACAGAGUCUGUAUGCCAGGCACCCUCCUGCUCUACAAAAUUACUGGACUGGAUGAAGGAGAUGAAGCAACAGUCACUGAAGUUUCUGUAGCUCCUAAAUCUUCAGGAGUUAAAACCACAGUACCUCCAGCCCCUGAGGUCAGUGGUAAAAUAACACGCAAGAGAAAAUGUAUGGAAGAAAUUUCAGAGAAAAUUGCUGACAAAGUCACUAAGAGGGGAAAGAAAGGAACUCCACUUAAAGCUGCCAAGGCCAGUGUUGUACCCGAGCCAGUCACAACUUCUGAAACUGCUAAAAAGCCAUCUAAAAACAGUCUUGUAACCGAGCCAGUCAAAACUACUGAAACUGCUGAAAAGCCAGCUGAAACCAAAGGAAAUGCUCCAAAACCUGCCCCAAAAAAGUCAAAUGGAGGGGAAAAGGUUGAAGUGGUGUUUAGUUUUGACACAACAGGUUCAAUGUAUGCUUGUUUGGCAGAAGUAAGAACAGGAAUAAAGAUUGCUAUAAGAAGGCUCAAGCAGGAAGUACCUGGGAUUCGUAUUGGAGUAAUUGCCCAUGGAGAUUAUUGCGACAAGCACUCAACCUAUGUCACAAAAAUUAAGGAGUUAACUGAUAAUGAAGCUGAGCUGUGUACCUUUGUAGAAACUGUAGGAUCGACUGGAGGAGGGGACGCUGAUGAAUGUUAUGAACUUGUUCUUAGAGAAGCCAGAACUAAACUCUCCUGGACAAAGGAUUCUGCUAAAUCCGUUGUCAUGAUUGGGGACUGCAAUCCGCAUGAACCAAACUAUGCAUUAAAUAGGGAGAAUAUAAACUGGCGAAAUGAGUGUGUAGAGCUGAAGAAAGCAGGUAUACGAGUGUAUGCUGUUCAGGCACUCAAUAGGUCCGAGUCAACUCAUUUCUACAGGACUUUGGCAGCCAUGACAGAUGGAUUUCAUUUGAGAUUAGAUCAGUUCUCCUCUAUUGUCAACUUCAUGAUGGCUAUCUGCUUCAGAGAGGGUGGAGGGGAUACACUAGAUAUAUUUGAAGAUGAAGUAUUGACAGGAAGCAACAGUAGAAAUAGAGAACUACACAGGUUGUUUGACACAUUGCAAGGACGCCCUUCUUCUGAUAGUACAGAUUACCGAGCUGAUGGUCUUAUUCCAGUCAGCCCUUCAAGAUUCCAGGUUCAUACACUAGAUAUAUAA
Molecule: messenger RNA, 1511 nt
Organism: Eurytemora carolleeae
Lineage: Eukaryota; Metazoa; Arthropoda; Copepoda; Calanoida; Temoridae
Exons: 16
Coding region: 24-1511 (495 amino acids)
Source: RefSeq, a predicted model, not a curated record